This is a messenger RNA of Cylindrotheca closterium, 1212 nucleotides long. The record is from the annotation of a GenBank genome assembly. Lineage: Eukaryota; Bacillariophyta; Bacillariophyceae; Bacillariales; Bacillariaceae.
AUGGGCGCCACUGCUGAACCAUUUGUCCAGCGGACCUUAAAAGACUGCAAUCAUCAAGAUGUAUUUCACAUUCAAAACAGUGGAACCCAACGAUGUAUAGCUCUGAAAAGUCAUGCCGAAGAAUCUGGUCGUACAGAACUACGAGCCAUCAUGGAAACUUGCGACGAUGUGGCAAAACGACAACAAUGGACUCAGAUUGCAGCUGACUUUUUGGUGCGGUCUCAUUUCGAUUCUUCGAAAUGCUUAUUUCCGUCCAAAAGUUCAAUAGUGGCGUUGGUUGAUUGUGAGGACGAGAACUGGAUGGAUGCCUCUUGGGAGAAGUACAGUGACAAAACCAUAAGGAAUACGGAUCACGAAGAUGAUUGCUGGGACGAGCAUCAUGGCAAAUACUUGGUCCUAUCAGAAUGCGUUGCUAAUCGGCAAGAACAGCUGUGGACAUCCUUUUCCUCUGACCCAAGCUGUCCAGAUACUGUCAUUCGAGACAAAAGUCGUGCUGGAAACACUACCGAUUCCACGAAUAACACGAAUAUUGCCAGUACUGACAAUUCGACUGACAGCAACAGUUGGUUCAAUCCUCAAGCUAUUGAAGACCAUGUGAAUGCGUUGGGCCCUUGGGGGAUCUACUAUUUUGGACUUGUCUACGUGGCGAUUGAAAUAGUGUGUAUUCCCGCCGUUCCCCUUACAAUUACAGCCGGCUACUUGUUUGGUAUUUGGAAGGGAUUUGCGGUGGUCUUGAUUAGUGCCGGGACAGCCGCCGCUCUGUCCUUUACCAUUGGACGCACCUUGCUGCGAAGCUACGUCUUGCGCAAAUUGGAAGGCUAUCCCAAAUUCAAAAAGCUGGACAAGGCGCUGGGGAAAGAAGGUUUUCGAGUCAUGUUUUUGAUUCAAAUCUCGCCAUUCUUCCCCUUUGCGAUGGGAAAUUACUUUUAUGCGACUACCUCCAUCAACUUUUGGUCUUUUUGGUUUGGAACAUUGUUGGGGAUUUCUCCCGGAAGCUUUGUAUAUUGUUAUUCGGGACAUGUUGGCCAGACAUUGCUCAGCGAUGCAUCAGGAAUGAUAUAUCCUUGGUAUGUUUACAUUCUUUUUCUUUUGGUUGUCAUCGUGAUAUUGCACUUGAUUGCAACUACAGCCAACAGAAUCAUUGAGGAAAUGAACGAAGAGGAAGAGGAGGUAGAUAAUGAACAUCUCGAAAAACUGACCCCAGUCACAUAA